AUGCUCAUCCAGCACUAUGCAGAGCUGAUGGAGCUGGCUAAUCCAGAAGAAAAACCCAAAACAACAACCAAAAAAAUGUUAACUCUUGUAGUAGUCUUGAGUGUUACAGUAUCCAUGCUGGGAAUCCAACAAACGUAUGCCAUCAGAAGGAUAAGAGAUGCCUUCAGAGAAAACAAGAAUAUAAAGGAUUCUGAAAAAAUAGAAGAACUACUGAAUAAAGCCAAAACAAACCUAGAGGUUAUUCACCGGCAG
Molecule: messenger RNA, 252 nt
Organism: Pterocles gutturalis (yellow-throated sandgrouse)
Lineage: Eukaryota; Metazoa; Chordata; Aves; Pterocliformes; Pteroclidae
Gene: LYRM4
Product: LYR motif containing 4
Exons: 3
Biological process (GO): iron-sulfur cluster assembly
Cellular component (GO): L-cysteine desulfurase complex; mitochondrion
Source: RefSeq, a predicted model, not a curated record